AUCUUGUUGCAAAGCCCUUUCUUGUCGGCGGGACUCCCGGGGGCUGCAGGGCGGGAGGCAAUCGGAAGGGAGGAAGAGAGGGAGGGAAAAGAAGGAGGUAGUGCCGCCCUUUUUUUUUUUUUUUAACAUCACAUUUUAAAAAUUUGCGAAUUUAUAUUUUGCAAAUAUUUUGGGAGACAUUGACUUUUCCGUCCGUUGCUCCUCUGUUCCUCCCUGCGGAGUGCGCUGCGCAGCCCAGCCCUGUCGCCCACCGGAGGUGAUCCCUCCCUCCUGACUGCCCGCCAGUCUGACCUGUGCCUGGCUCGCGGGCCGCAGCCUCGGCCCCGGCGCGCCCCCGGCAGCUCUCGGCGCGAUGAGCAUUGAGACUCUACUGGAGGCGGCCCGCUUCCUGGAAUGGCAAGCACAGCAACAACAGAGAGCACGUGAGGAGCAGGAGCGGCUUCGCUUGGAACGGGAACGGGAGCAGGAGCAGAAGAAAGCCAGCAGUCUGGCCAGGCUGGCCCAUACCCUCCCCGUGGAUGAGCCCCGCAUUGAGGCGCCACCCUUGCCUCUGUCGCCGCCAGCACCCCCUCCAGCACCCCCACCACCACUUGCCACCCCCACCCCAUUAACUGUCAUCCCCAUCCCUGUAGUGACCAAUUCCCCACAGCCAUUGCCCCCACCUCCACCACUGCCCCCUACAGCUCAGUCUCUACCCCUGGCACCUCGACAGCCAGCACUGGUCAGCACCCCUGGACUCAGCAUUAAAGAGCCUGCCCCUCUGCCCACCAGGCCACAGGUGCCCACUUCUGCCCCCCUACUGCCAGAUUCGAAGACCACUGUUCCGCCCACUGGGAGCCCUAAACCGUUGCAGCCCCUCCCUACUCCCAUCCUGACCAUUGCACCACAUCCAGGGGUCCAACCUCAGCUGGCCCCCCAGCAGCCACCUACAUCCACACUUGGGACCCUGAAGUUGGCACCUGCUGAAGAAGUGAAAUCCAAUGAACAAAAGAAGAGGCCAGGGGGGAUCGGCACCAGAGAAGUCCACAACAAACUGGAGAAGAACAGGAGGGCCCAUCUAAAGGAAUGCUUUGAGACCCUGAAACGCAACAUUCCUAAUGUGGACGACAAGAAGACUUCGAAUCUGAGCGUGCUGCGGACAGCGCUGCGGUACAUCCAGUCCUUGAAGAGGAAGGAGAAAGAGUAUGAGCACGAGAUGGAGCGGCUGGCCCGGGAGAAGAUCGCUACGCAGCAGCGGCUGACAGAUCUCAAGCAUGAGCUGAGCCAGUGGAUGGACGUGCUGGAGAUCGACCGUGUACUGCGGCAGACAGGCCAGCCUGAGGAUGACCAGGCUUCCACCUCCACCGCCUCAGAGGGUGAGGACAACAUAGACGAGGAGAUGGAGGAAGACAGGGCAAACCUGGGCCCCCCCAAGCUGAGCCAUCGGCCCCAGCCGGAGCUGCUCAAGUCGGCCCUUCCGUUGCCCAGCACCGCGCCCCCACCCGCUCCCCCUCACCCACACCCUCAUCCCGUAGCCCUCUCUCCUGCCCAUCUCCCUGUGCAGCAGCAGCCACAACAGAAGACCCCUUUGGCAGCCCCUCCGCCCCCACCAGCUGCCCCCACCCAGACACUGGUGCCAGCCCCCGCCCACUUGCUGGCCUCUGCUGGAGGCAGCUCCACGGUCAUUGCCCACACGGCCACCACCCAUGCCUCAGUCAUCCAGACUGUGAACCAUGUUCUCCAGGGGCCAGGGGGCAAGCACAUUGCCCAUAUCGCCCCCUCAGCCCCUAGUCCUGCUGUCCAGCUGGCACCCGCCACACCCCCCAUCGGCCACAUCACAGUGCACCCUGCCACCCUUAACCACGUGGCCCACCUCGGCUCCCAGCUGCCCCUGUAUCCACAGCCUGUGGCGGUCAGCCAGCCUGUGGCGGUCAGCCACAUCGCCCACACCCUCUCGCACCAGCAGGUGAACGGCACCGCCGGGUUAGGACCCCCAGCCACUGUCAUGGCCAAGCCGGCUGUGGGGGCACAGGUGGUGCAUCAUCCCCAGCUGGUGGGCCAAACAGUGCUCAACCCUGUGACCAUGGUCACCAUGCCCUCCUUCCCGGUCAGCACACUGAAGCUGGCCUGAAGGUGAAGCCACUCAGAGGCCCCCAGUGGGGGCGGGGAGGGGGCCCUAGCCCCCACUCUCCCACCCACCAGCUCC
This is a messenger RNA of Elephantulus edwardii (Cape elephant shrew), 2185 nucleotides long. RefSeq names its product MAX network transcriptional repressor (gene MNT). Bases 353 to 2110 code for a protein of 585 amino acids. Gene Ontology annotation, molecular function: DNA-binding transcription factor activity, RNA polymerase II-specific; RNA polymerase II cis-regulatory region sequence-specific DNA binding; protein dimerization activity. The transcript is spliced from 6 exons. Gene Ontology annotation, biological process: regulation of transcription by RNA polymerase II. The record is from RefSeq and is a predicted model, not a curated record. Lineage: Eukaryota; Metazoa; Chordata; Mammalia; Macroscelidea; Macroscelididae.